Molecule: messenger RNA, 1693 nt
Organism: Dicentrarchus labrax (European seabass)
Lineage: Eukaryota; Metazoa; Chordata; Actinopteri; Moronidae
Gene: tekt1
Product: tektin 1
Exons: 8
Coding region: 174-1364 (396 amino acids)
Biological process (GO): cilium assembly; cilium movement involved in cell motility
Cellular component (GO): nucleus; microtubule cytoskeleton
Source: RefSeq, a predicted model, not a curated record
CAUAGUAACCGUUUGUUUUGUUACAUUUUAAGUGGCGCUAGAGGCAGAGGACGUCAAUAGUGACAGCUAACUAGCUACAUUUGGGGCUUUAAACCCGCACAGAACAAGUUCUCCGCCACAUUUCUUCUGCCUACCUGCCUGCACUCUCAGUGAGGGACCACCAGUGGAGAACGAUGUCUGUCCCAGGUCGCAAUCCCCAUCUGGGUGGUGGACCCAACUUAGUGAACAUUGAGGUUAUGAGGAACCACUCUGAGCUCUUCAGAGCCGAAUGUAUGAGGCUGAUCUCUGAAGCUGACAAAAGCUGCAAACGCUUGCAAAACAAUGAUAACAAGCAACUAGAUCAGAGGGUCAGAGACAUCCAGUUUCUGAAGAAGGAGUUGGAGCUGAAGUUGGAGGAGAUUAUUCUGGAUAUUGAUGUCCUCAUAGCGUUGCAGAGCAGAGUGGAGAAAGCCCUGGAGGCCUGCAAAGACCCUCUGAGAGUCACCGUCCUCUGUCUGGAGGAGAGAAUGAAACGUCUCCCUUCUGAGAGGCUGCAUGACGAGGUGGACAGAGAGCUGCUGAAGGAGAGGGAGGCUAUUGAGGGAGUGGCUUCCCUUCUGCAGCGUGUAAUAGAGCAGACCACUGAGCAGAUACGAUUAAACCGAUCAGCCAAGUACCAGCUAGAGAAGGAUCUGAAGGAGAAAUAUGAGGCUCAGUGCAUCGACAACUUCUGUGCCUCGAUGACCACCCAUUCCAUCGAGAACCUGCAGCAGUCCAAAAACACCAAAACUGUUCUGCCUAGCUUGACAGUGACUCCAAAGCAGUGGGAGAACAUCUCGGACAUCAACAUAGCCAAAGCAGAGCAGCAGAAGAACAACUCUCUGUCCCUGCGGGCCCUGGUGGAGGCUCUCCUGGAGCAGACGUCCGCUGACAUGCAGAAGCAGUUCCAGGCCACAACGGCAGCCUUUCAGCAGAACGUCCAGGAGAUCAAGUCUGCCAAGAGCCAGAUGGAGGAUCAGCUGGCCAAGAUUCUGUUAGAGUUUGCCAGCCAGCAGAGGAUCAGUGGGGAUCUCCAAGUGGCAGUCACAGAGAAUGAACAUGCUCUGGGUUUGGCCCAGGCCCGGCUGGCUUUGCGCCGCCAGCGGCCUGCCAAAGAGCAAUGCCACGAUCCAGCACAGUCCCGGCUCCUGGCCGAGGUCCAGCAGCUCGCCUUUCAAAUCAGCAAACUGCGUGAGGCAGUGGCCCAGUCAGAGAAGGAGCAGAGGGCUCUGGUUCGCUGCCAGCUGGAGCUGCAGAAAAACAUCGAGAUCAAGGCCAACUCUCUCUACAUUGACGAGGUCAUCUGCGCCCAGCACAGGGAGCCCAUCAUCAUACAUAACUUCUGAACAGUCAGCAACUGCAGGGGUCUACAUAGUAUUUCUUUCAAAAUACACCUAUAUAAAAUUCACUUCAAAAUAUUAUGUGUGAAUCUACUAGUUCUCUUUCACAUUUUCAAAGUUUCAAAUAGUGUUUUCUUCACUUCACUCUAAGGUCUUAAGUGUGAGAGCUGUAUGAAACUGUGAGUGAUGGUUACACUGUGUGUGUUACACUGAGCUACUCAUGAAAGGCUUAAAUUUACUUAAUAUACAAAAGCUUUCAUUUUUAUUCUAAAAUGAGCUGUGGUAGAAUUGAUUAUUUAUCUUUGUUGUUCUAUUAAAGCUGCAGUAGGUAACUA